Molecule: messenger RNA, 4418 nt
Organism: Microplitis demolitor
Lineage: Eukaryota; Metazoa; Arthropoda; Insecta; Hymenoptera; Braconidae
Gene: Tsp26A
Product: tetraspanin-5
Exons: 10
Coding region: 678-1604 (308 amino acids)
Biological process (GO): protein localization to plasma membrane; protein maturation
Cellular component (GO): membrane
Source: RefSeq, a predicted model, not a curated record
UGAAGAUCGCUCCGUUUUAUUUUCAGUCUCGACUCGAUUUUUAUUUUUAUUUAAAUUGUAGUGAAAGAAAAAAUGAUUUAUUAAUUAACUGAUUGGAAAAAAAAAAGUUUAAGCUAAAAUGAUGAAAUUGAAAAUAAAAAAAAAAUUAAAGAGUUUAAACUGAGUGAUAAAAAAAUUUAGGAAGUGGAAGAUAAGAUACCGAUUUGAUGAGCGAUUCAGUUUUUUAGUAAAAUAGGUAAGGGGAGUUGGUAUAUAUAUAUAUACACAUAUAUGUAUAAUAAUAAGUGAGAGAGUGGACGUGGGAGGGGAUGGAACGGUUGAUGAUGAUCUGGCUUUACUGGUGACUGGUGACUGGUAACUGGUGACUGGUGUAGAGCUACGGCAGUAGCUCUUGUGCAGCUGGACCAGCUGUAACGUGACAAUGCCAGUGACCGCGGGUAUGCGGGACAUCGUCGUCAGCUGAUCUAUUAAAUCUCAAUUGGAUCUGGAGAUUGCUGAGUUGGGUUUUUAUAGAGUUCGAGCUUAGAUUGGUAGCAGAGUAAUUUUUUUGUGUUUAAAAAGUUGCCCUGAGUUAGUUGGGGGCCGAUGUGAGUGCACAUGUGCGCGUGUGUGUUCGCGGGCGCGAAAAACGCAUUUAUAAUUGGUGGUAAGAGAUAAGAGGUGGGUUCGUUGUAACCAUGCCUGCUAGAAAAUACCGAAGGGAUACUAGUGAAGUGAGCUGUUGCCUCAAAUAUGUCAUCUUUGGAUUUAAUGUUUUGUUUUGGUGGCUGGGUCUGGGUAUAAUGGCAGUGGGAGUUUGGGCAUGGAAAGAAAAGGACACAUUUAGCAAUCUUUCCCGACUUACCAACAUCGCACUCGACCCGGCAUUUAUCCUCAUUCUAGUCGGUACAGUUACGUCUGUUAUUGGAUUUACGGGAUGUGUCGGUGCACUCAGGGAAAAUACUUGUCUUCUUGCAACAUACGCAAUAUUUUUGGGGACAUUAUUGCUGGUAGAAAUGACAAUCGGAGUGCUUGGAUUUAUCUUCAAAGACUGGAUAAAAUCCCAAGCGACGGGAGGCUUUCAAGCAUUCAUAAUUCACUAUAGAGAUGAUCCUGAUCAACAAAAUCUUAUUGAUUGGAUUCAAGAAGACUGGCUUCAAUGCUGCGGUAUCGAAGGACCAAAGGACUGGGAUCGCAACAACUAUUUCAACUGUUCCUCGAGUGAGAUUGGUUCGAGUGAAGCCUGCGGCGUGCCUUUUAGUUGUUGUAAGCGGGAGGCCAACGAAAUUACUAAAAAUAAACAGUGUGGAUAUAACGUGAGAAAACCAGGAAAUCCUGGAGAGAGAAGUAUAUUUGAGCGAGGUUGCUUGAGGGCAGGCGAAGAGUGGCUAGAACUGAACCUCGUACCCGUUGCCGGCACUAUCGUGAGCACUAUGGUGCUUCAGACUUCAGAUGUUUCUAUUUUUGAAAAAGGAUGCAUACAGGCUGGCGAAGAGUGGAUGGAAAAAAAUUUACUUGUUAUUGCCACUAGCGCUAUUAUAACAGCGUUUGCUCAGAUAUUGGGAAUAUGUUUUGCGCAAAAUCUACGUGCUGACAUAUUUGCACAAAAAGCAAAGUGGCACUGACAAUCAAGAGCCCCCACGGCAGUCUAGCAUCUCAUACUCCUAGAUGCUGAUCGAUCGCGUUGAACAAACUCUACCAUAUAUAUAUAUGGUUUGUGGUAUGAAGUCGCUAUUGCUACUACUAUUGCUGCUAUUACGUGAAAUAUAUAUAGAUAUAUAUAUACAUCGUAGCUACUUGAAAAAUCUACCACAAGUAAACAUCUUUAUUUGUCAACUGCACUUGUCACCAAAUCAACUCGUAACUAAAUAUUAAAUUCACAACUUUUUUUUUUUAAACCAUAAACUUUUUUCCCGCUUAUAUGAAAUGGAAAAAAAAAUUUUAAACAUUAUUGAUCGAACGAUAAUUAAAUAAUAUUUUUUAACUAUAUUUUCCGUCCAAAAUAAAAAUGAUUUUAAAUUUAUAUUUAGACAAAUAAUUUAUUAAAAAUAUUUGAACGUUUGAAGCGGAUUUGAUUGAAGUAAAUAGUAAACAGCAAAUAAAAAUUGUUUGAUCAAUAAAUUUGAAUUAAAUUGAUUUAUAAGUUUAUUGAAUGGUUGAUAAGUUUGUUUUCAGUUUUUAUAAAAUUUUUAAAAUAAAAUAUAAAAGAAGACAAAUAGAGAUGGAUGAAUUAUUUUGAUCAAUGCGACGUCGUGGGGGCGCAGCGAGAUUUUUACGGCCGGUCUCGCUGCAUUCUGUUAAAUAUUUUUUCGCGAAGCGAACAUUGGCCGCUUUUAAUAUACAGUUAAUUAACUAAUUAGUUAAUGAAUUAAUUAAUAAGUGAAUAAACAAUAAAAAAAAUAUUUUACGCUAAUUAGAGCGUUACGCUGAAGAAUUUUAAAAGACUACUGAUUUGUCAUUUUAUAAAAUAAUAAACAUUAAUUGAAUUUAUAUAUAUAUAUGUUUAACUUAUAGGGAGCGUGAUCUUCAAUCGGUGCUACAUUAUCGAUUUUUAGAAUAAAAUAAUUAUUUUUAAGCUGACAAAUAGUUACCUGCGUUAUUAUUCCCGGACAAAAUUUUUUUCUACCAAUUUCCAAAAUUUGAAAUAAAAGUAACAACCAAUACAGGCUUUUAAUACUAAUUUUCAUGCAAAUGUUCUGUUUUGCAUGAAUAUCUACUCAAAAAUCAAAAAAAAAUUCUUUCUAUUCCAUUUUUAAAAAUAUGCCUAUCUUAUACGACUUUGCAACUACUGAAAAUAAAUAUGAGUUGUGGGUACUCGUUUAAAAGAGAAUUUUUUGAUUUUUUCAACUAUCAGCUCAAAAAUCCAAAACAAUUUAAGGCUGAGUAAAUUUUAAAAAACGAGCCCAUCUUAUACAUCUUAAAAAAUAUUGAAAAGAAGUAUAGGUUGUGGGUACUCAUUUUAACGGAAAUUCGCGGCUGAUUACAAAUCUCAGCUCAAAAAUUAAAAAUCACCACUUUUGUCCAGGAAUAAUAUAGCGUGUCACUGAAUGAAUGAAAAUGUAAAUUAAUAGUUAAGCGUAGAAAAUAUUCAAUUGAUAUGAAAUUUAAUUUAUAACUAAAAAAAAGGGAAAAUUCUGAAAAAAAAACUAUAGACUAAUUACUAAUUAAUAAUUAAUAAUUAUCAAUUUAAAUUAUUAUUAAUAUCUACAGUCGACAUUAUUUUAUAAAUAAAUAUACCAAGAGAUUGUUGACUGCAGUUAUAUUUAUAAUGAAGGGUCCAUUUAUAAUAAUUUAUACAGUUUAAUUGUAAAUUCGAAUCAAUAAAAAAUAGCGGGAAUAAUUUAAAUUAUUCGCGGUCUAUUUAUUUUUAAAGUAAAUGGCUCGAGGAAUUUACUGUAUCGAGGAUUUAAUUUUAGACGAAUUGUUGAUUCGAAUUUACGAUCCGCUGUAUCAAUUUACUAAUUAAUUUAUUAAUUUAAUUGUUAUUUAAUCAAAAAUAAACUUAUGCUGCCCUCUUAAUAUUUCAUCGCAAUUCAAACGCUAACAUAUUUAUUUAUUUAGCCCGCGAUAUUGAGAUAAAGCAAUUUAUGUGUGUAAAUCAUCACGUUUAAGUUAAAAGUAUGAAAUAACAGCUGAGACGUUAAUUGUUAUAAAUAAAAUCAAUAAAAAAAAUAUAUAUAUUAAAAUAAAUAUAUUAACUGAUUAAUGAUUAAUUAAAGGAAUAAAUGUGUAGAUAAUUGCUUGGAGUAGAGAUUUUUUAAAAUCAUUUAAUAAAAUAAAAAACUCUACUGUUAAUUUAAUGUCUGAAUUAAAGUCAUUAUGCGCAUAAGUUAUGAAACUCUACCGUGAUCUAAUUGAUACUGACAAAAAAAAAAUAAAAUAAAGACAAUUGACACAUUUUUGAUGAUGAAAUUUAAAAAAAGGUUCAGUGUCACUGAUUUGUUGGAAAUUUUUGUGUUAAUUAAAUUUUUUAUUUUAAUAUGACCAUUUUAGACGGCUUUGAAAAUAUUAUACUUAAGCAGGGCUUGUUGGUAUUCGUUUGAAAGGAAAUUGUCUGCUCCAUGUGAAUAUCAACUCGGAAAACUAAAAAAUUUGAUUUAAAUCAAAGUUUUCGACAUGUGUCCAACUUAUGGGACUUGGGAAAUAUUUGAAAUAAGUAGGGCUUGUUGGUACUCAUUUUUCUGAAAAUUUUGCGCUCUACACGAAUAUCAGAUUCAAAGUCCAUUUAAUAAUAAUCGGCACCAAAUAUGACAGCAAACAGCCACAUUCGAUUUCAUAAAAAAUUCCAACAAAUUUCUCUGAACCGUAAUUUCAAGUCUUUAUUUUAUUUUUCUCUAUAAAAACGUGAUUUUAUAUUUAAUACACUUAUUAAAAUACUAAACUAAAUACGAGAAUCAGUUGUGAAGGCUGUGUUCCAAACUUGAAUUGAUUACUAUAUA